Molecule: messenger RNA, 3058 nt
Organism: Rattus norvegicus (Norway rat)
Lineage: Eukaryota; Metazoa; Chordata; Mammalia; Rodentia; Muridae
Source: RefSeq, a predicted model, not a curated record
GGGACUUCCGGUAAACACAGAACGUGCCCGGUCCUAGAGAAAUUCUGCUUUCCUGUGUCCCAAGCUCACCAGGCAGCUUUCUUGCAGCAGAAAAUUUGGUCUUACCUGUGGUCCCGAGGCUCAGGUUCGCUCGUGGGGUGCUCCCCACGGGCUCUCUGCAGCGGCAGCAACCAGGAAGACCUGUGCCGCCCCUUCCCGGUGCAAUGUCCAUGGUUGUCUGGAGAGUGACAAAUGGGCUGAACUCAGCACAGACCGCACUGCGAGCAAGGUCCGCAGGACAGAAUGCCUAGACGGUUUUGCGCUUGGUUUCAGAACACUUAAUGGCAGAUAAGGUAGGAAGCUUGGAAAUCUGCCGGGGUCGCCAGGAGGAGGACAUGAGUUGUCUACGUCCACAUCACCAGGACUCGGGGCUAGGAGCUGGCGUAGGUCAUGCACGUCUUUAGCUUCGGGACCUUCCGGGAACCCUGCAUGCGGAGCUGUGCCUGUUGCCCAGUUUGGCCCUAGAAGGGAAGAAAGUGAACUCAAGAAUCUGUGAAGAGCACAAGCCAGAGGCAAACGUGUUUGAACUGAUUCAUCGUGAAUUAGCACAUAUCUCUGGGCGGGGGCCCGCAUUCUCCUCUGCCCCUUGAUGAGAAUGGUGACCCCAGCCAGAAAACUUCGGCCGCCACGCCCCAGUCUUUUGAGUCUGGACUCUAUAGCUUCCCACCUUUAGUGUGACUGGGCGACAUACUUACCCUCUCCGCACUCACUUUUAGUCGAGAGAACACCAGCUCAGGAGUGUGUGUAAAGAUCGAAAGAGAUUGGGAUCUGGCUGGGAUUUGCCAACUGUAAAGUGAUUAACAUACGUGAGGCAUUAGUGUGCGCCCUGUCAGUCACUCCUCACGUUUACAAUGGGUGAAUGAAGGCAGCCAGGCCGACUCGCAGGUUAUACCCUUAUAAGGCUAUCACAAGGAAGAAAACAAAAAUCUCUCGUUCUAAUUUUGGCUAUUCCUGUAUUUCCAAAUAGGAAUGUGAGUUCUGAAUCUUCAGAUAACUACCCUCUCCAAACCCCAAUUUCCAAUUCAGCUGUUCCCAGUUCUGCCCUGAUUACGAAAUCGUACUGGCUAGUGUGUCAAGCAACCCCACAGUCUCAGCCGCUGUCAGGGGGACUGAGUCCCACCCUUCCAGGUGUACCCGGCGGGCACAGAUGGGGGUCGAGGCUCAGUCAGGUGCUAAGCCGGCAGGGGGCGCGGCCCAUUCGAGGUCACAGCUCCCCAAGUCCAGGGUUUUGGUUAUCCAAGUGUCCCACCCGUCUCCCGGUUCUUCCAGCACUAUCCAGAGAGCUCAGAUCAGCACUCUGGGUUGUAGACGUUGUGGGCAAAGGAUUCCCCCUCCCCAAGCUGUUCUGGCUGUCUUUUCCUUCUCACUGUUUGAACCCUAUGCUGGGAAAUUAGGGCAAGGGAAGUCCUGCGCCAGUCUAAUCUCUCAGAGGGGAUCUCUGAGACGCCUGGCCACAGGGGACCUCUUACCCCUACCCCAAACCCACAGGCAAGCUGCAAGGCAGGUCUGGUUUUAGAAGCAAGCAUGCUGGAGGAAAGGGAGGGCUCCAGGGCAGAGCAGGCCCCGCCCUCCCUCCACUGAGCGCUUAUAAGACGCUGGAGCUGGCGCUCACUAUUCAGUGGUUUCUUGGUGACACUAGGCAGAACAACUCCAGCCUUUACCGCUCCUGGUUUCUCGGCUUCUCAUCGCAGUCAGUCUUGGACUUUGCGGGUUUUGCCGCUGUCAGAAGGACGUCUCGGACUUUCUGCUUCAAGUGCUUGACAACUCACCCUUUCAGCAGGGUAUCGGAGCAUCGCUACAGAAUGAAGCUGGUUUCCAUCGCCCUGAUGUUAUUGGGUUCGCUCGCCGUUCUCGGCGCGGACACCGCACGGCUCGACACUUCCUCGCAGUUCCGAAAGAAGUGGAAUAAGUGGGCGCUAAGUCGUGGGAAGAGGGAACUACAAGCGUCCAGCAGCUACCCUACGGGGCUCGUUGAUGAGAAGACAGUCCCGACCCAGACUCUUGGGCUCCAGGACAAGCAGAGCACGUCUAGCACCCCACAAGCCAGCACUCAGAGCACAGCCCACAUUCGAGUCAAACGCUACCGCCAGAGCAUGAACCAGGGGUCCCGCAGCACUGGAUGCCGCUUUGGGACCUGCACAAUGCAGAAACUGGCUCACCAGAUCUACCAGUUUACAGACAAAGACAAGGACGGCAUGGCCCCCAGAAACAAGAUCAGCCCUCAAGGCUAUGGCCGCCGGCGCCGGCGUUCCCUGCCAGAGGUCCUCCGAGCCCGGACUGUGGAGUCCUCCCAGGAGCAGACACACUCAGCUCCAGCCUCCCCGGCGCACCAAGACAUCUCCAGAGUCUCUAGGUUAUAGGUGCGGGUGGCAGCAUUGAACAGUCGGGCGAGUAUCCCAUUGGCGCCUGCGGAAUCAGAGAGCUUCGCACCCUGAGCGGACUGAGACAAUCUUGCAGAGAUCUGCCUGGCUGCCCCUAGGGGAGGCAGAGGAACCCAAGAUCAAGCCAGGCUCACGUCAGAAACCGAGAAUUACAGGCUGAUACUCUCUCCGGGCAGGGGUCUGAGCCACUGCCUUGCCCGCUCAUAAACUGGUUUUCUCACGGGGCAUACGCCUCAUUACUACUUGAACUUUCCAAAACCUAGCGAGGAAAAGUGCAAUGCUUGUUAUACAGCCAAAGGUAACUAUCAUAUUUAAGUUUGUUGAUGUCAAGAGGUUUUUUUUUUUGUAACUUCAAAUAUAUAGAAAUAUUUUUGUACGUUAUAUAUUGUAUUAAGGGCAUUUUAAAGCGAUUAUAUUGUCACCUUCCCCUAUUUUAAGAAGUGAAUGUCUCAGCAAGGUGUAAGGUUGUUUGGUUCCGUGUGUGUGUGUGUGUGUGUGUGUGUGUGUGUGUGUGUGUAAGGUGGAGAGCGCCUGAUUACCGCCUGUGGAUGAAGAAAAAACAUUGUGUCUUCUAUAAUCUAUUUACAUAAAAUAUGUGAUCUGGGAAAAAGCAAACCAAUAAACUGUCUCAAUGCUGA